GUAAGUGGUUUUAGGGGGUGAGAAGUGAGAGACAGGGGCCAGCAGCCGGGCCGGCGGGGGAUCGAAGCCCCCGGGAGUUUCCUCAUGAGUUUCCUGAUUGAUUCCAGCAUCGUGGUCACUUCCCAGGUGCUCUUCUUUGGCUUUGGAUGGUUGUUCUUCAUGAGACAGCUUUUCAAGGACUAUGAGGUGCGCCAGUAUGUAGUACAAGUGAUCUUCUCUGUGACCUUUGCCUUCUCCUGUACCAUGUUUGAGCUCAUCAUCUUCGAAAUCUUGGGAGUGCUGAAUAGCAGUUCCCGUUAUUUUCACUGGAAAAUGAAUCUAUGUGUAAUUCUGCUGAUCCUUGUCUUCAUGGUGCCUUUCUAUAUCGGUUAUUUUAUUGUGAGCAACAUCCGACUCUUACAUAGACAACGAGUACUUUUUUCCUGUGGCUUAUGGUUGACCUUCAUGUACUUCUUCUGGAAAUUAGGAGAUCCAUUUCCCAUUCUCAGCCCAAAACAUGGGAUCUUGUCCAUAGAACAACUCAUCAGUCGGGUGGGUGUGAUUGGGGUCACCCUCAUGGCCCUGCUAUCUGGAUUUGGGGCUGUCAAUUGCCCAUACACCUACAUGUCCUACUUCCUCAGGAAUGUGACAGACACAGAUAUUUUAGCCCUUGAACGCCGACUGCUUCAAACCAUGGACAUGAUCAUCAGCAAAAAGAAAAGGAUAGCUGUGGCCCGAAGAAACAUGUUCCAAAGAGGAGAUGUGAACAACAAAUCAUCAGGCUUCUGGGGAAUGAUUAAGAGUGUUACCACUUCAGCCCCAGGAAGUGAAAAUCUUACUCUCAUUCAGCAGGAAGUAGAUGCUUUGGAAGAGCUAAGUAGGCAGCUCUUUCUGGAAACAGUUGAUCUCUAUGCUACAAAGGAAAGAAUAGAAUAUUCUAAAACUUUCAAAGGAAGAUAUUUUAAUGUUCUAGGUUACUUUUUCUCCGUUUACUGUGUUUGGAAAAUUUUCAUGGCAACAAUCAACAUUGUGUUUGACCGGGUUGGGAAGACCGAUCCUGUCACAAGAGGCAUCGAGAUCACAGUGAACUAUCUGGGAAUCCAAUUUGAUGUGAAAUUCUGGUCCCAGCACAUUUCUUUUAUCCUUGUUGGAAUUAUAAUUGUCACAUCUAUCAGAGGAUUACUGAUCACUCUCACCAAGUUCUUUUAUGCCAUUUCCAGCAGCAAGUCGUCCAACGUGAUCGUCCUGCUCUUGGCCCAGAUCAUGGGCAUGUAUUUUGUCUCUUCGGUACUUCUCAUCCGCAUGAGCAUGCCCCCAGAGUACCGCACCAUAAUCACUGAAGUCCUUGGAGAACUGCAGUUUAACUUCUACCACCGCUGGUUUGACGUGAUCUUCCUAGUCAGCGCUCUUUCCAGUAUCCUCUUCCUCUACCUGGCGCACAAGCAAGCUCCCGAGAAACACAUGACACCGUGAACAGAUGAGAUUCAGACCUGUUGCAGACUGCUGAAAGCCCAAGGGGCAAAGUCAGAACAUCAGAGAGGAGGGAACUGAGGGGUUGGGUUUUUUAGACGACAGAAAUGCCAUGGUGGCUUACACUGCCUCCUGCAUCUCUAUACCUCAUUCCACCAGGAUACAGUGAUCAUUUGUGUUAUCAGGAUUGGCAGGAGAGUGGGUGAGCUUGCAGGCCAUAGGACAUUUCCCAUAUUCAAUAUGGCACCCACAGUGGAAAAAUCAAAGGGAGUGGAGAUCAAAGGAAAUAUUGGAAAACCAAGGCAGAAGAGAUUGCAUUGCUGCUAUUCUUGGGUGAUUUUUUAUUUAUUUAUUUGAAUUCAGAUUUCAUCAAGAACAAGAAAGGGAAACUGGAAGUCAUUAAAAUCAAAGUUUUUGUGGUA
Molecule: messenger RNA, 1871 nt
Organism: Gracilinanus agilis (Agile Gracile Mouse Opossum)
Lineage: Eukaryota; Metazoa; Chordata; Mammalia; Didelphimorphia; Didelphidae
Product: Golgi pH regulator
Exons: 14
Coding region: 85-1452 (455 amino acids)
Biological process (GO): intracellular pH reduction
Cellular component (GO): Golgi cisterna membrane
Molecular function (GO): voltage-gated monoatomic anion channel activity
Source: RefSeq, a predicted model, not a curated record